Messenger RNA from Capsella rubella, 876 nucleotides. RefSeq names its product cysteine-rich receptor-like protein kinase 4. The coding region runs from base 1 to 876 and encodes 291 amino acids. Lineage: Eukaryota; Viridiplantae; Streptophyta; Magnoliopsida; Brassicales; Brassicaceae. The record is from RefSeq and is a predicted model, not a curated record. The transcript has a single exon.
AUGUCUUCUUGUUGUUCUUGGGCCUCCUUCUUCUGUCUCUUUCCUUUUCUCCUUCCUCUUUCAUUAGCCAUAUCCUUAUCUCCUUCAGCUCGAGUUCCAGUUCAAAAUCCUAUUUACAUAAACAGUUCUUGCUCAAGUAAAACGUAUUCAAGAAACAACACAUACUUCACCAAUCUCAAAACCCUUUUGUCCUCUCUCUCGUCCCGGAACGCUUCAUACUCUACCGGAUUCCAAACUGCCACGGCCGGACAAGCCCCUGUCCGGGUCAACGGACUAUUCCUUUGUCGUGGAGACGUUUCACAAGAAGUUUGUCGUAACUGCGUCGCCUUUUCUGUCAACGACACCUUAGAAUACUGCCCGAACGAAAGAGAAGCCGUGCUCUAUUACAAUGAGUGUAUGCUCAGAUACUCUCACCGGAAUAUUCUCUCGACCGUUACCUAUAACGAAGAUGCUAUUUCUAUCAUGACAAACAACGCUAAUAUUUCAGAAACUAAUCAAAAUCAAGUAGACCAGUUCAGGGAUUUUCUAUGGUCCGCUCUCAACCAAGCUGCCAUUGAGGCAUCGGACAGUUCUAGAAAGUUUUAUACGAGAAAGACAAGCGCACCCCAGUCAACGUUGUACUUGCUAGUUCAGUGCACUCCUGAUCUUACAAGACAAGACUGUUUGCGUUGUCUAAAAAAAUCCAUUAGUGGCCUGCCUCUUUACAGGAUUGGGGGAAGAUUGUUUUACCCUAGUUGUAAUUUAAGGUACGAGGUAUACUCGUUUUACAAUGAAAACGCAACCAGAACACCACCACCGUCGCUGCCGCCUGCCUCUACUCCUCCUCAACAGCAGCUGGAGUUACCUCCUCCACCGCGUAUUUCAGGUAAACAUUAA